UUUGCAUAGAAUCCGUCCGUCAAAAUAACCAAAACAGAACACAACAGAAAAAACUUAGACGCGCAUAUAUUCCUUGAUUCUCUCUCACACUGCAACAAAACUCCACGCACCCUCAAAUUCCCGAACCCCCCAUUAGAUUCUCAACCAAAACCCUUCCACACCCCCUCACUCCCUCCACCUCAACCAUGGCGUCCUUCGAAACAGAGACGCCCCUCCCCACCUCCAAAUCCCUUAAACAAUUAGAGGCCGAAGAGAUCGUCGUCGGAGAAGACGAAGUCUCCCCCAUCGAGCAGGUCCAGCUGACGGUGCUCAACACCGACGACCCUUCGCUCCCCGUGUGGACCUUCCGGAUGUGGUUCCUGGGGGUCAUCUCCUGCGCCCUCCUCUCCUUCCUCAACUCCUUCUUCGCCUACCGGACGGAGCCCCUCGUCGUGUCCAUGAUCUCCGUGCAGGUGGCCACGCUGCCCAUCGGCCGUUUCAUGGCGCAGGUGCUGCCCAUGACUAAGUUCCGCCUGCCUGGGUUCGGGUCCCGAGAGUUCUCGCUGAACCCGGGUCCGUUUAACAUUAAGGAGCACGUGCUCAUCUCCAUUUUCGCCAAUGCCGGAUCCGCCUUCGGAGGCGGCACCGCCUACGCCGUCGGUAUCGUGGAUAUCAUCAAGGCCUUCUACCGCCGCAAGAUCUCCUUCUUGGCCGGCUGGAUUCUCGUCAUCACAACACAGGUUUUGGGAUACGGUUGGGCGGGGAUUCUGAGGAAGUACGUGGUGGAUCCGGCGCACAUGUGGUGGCCCGGCACCCUGGUUCAGGUCUCGCUCUUCAGGGCCCUGCACGAGAAAGACGACAGGAAAGUGGAGAAGAGGCUGUCGCGAGGGAAAUUCUUCUUGAUAGCGCUGAUUUGCAGCUUCUCCUGGUACGUCUUCCCGGGCUACCUCUUCCCCACCCUCUCCACCAUCUCCUUCAUCUGCCUCGCCUUCCCCAAGUCUGUCACCGCCCAGCAGAUCGGCUCCGGCAUGGAGGGCCUCGGCAUCGCUUCCUUCACCUUUGACUGGUCCGUCGUCGCCUCCUUCCUUGGCAGCCCCCUCAUCACCCCGUUCUUCGCCAUCGUCAACGUCCUCACCGGCUACUUCCUCGUCAUGUACGUCGCCACCCCCCUCGCCUACUGGGGCUUCAACCUCUACCAAGCACGCCGCUUCCCCUUCUUCUCCUCCCACCUCUUCGACUCCAGCGGCCAGACCUACGACGUCUCCGCCAUCGUCAACGAUAACUUCGAGAUCGACAUGCCCGCGUACCAGCGCCAUGGUCGCAUAAACCUCAGCGUCUUCUUCGCUCUCACCUACGGCCUCGGCUUCGCCGCCGUCGUGUCCACUCUUACCCACGUCGCUCUGUUCAACGGCAAGGAGAUUUACCAGCAGUUCAGAGCUUCCUACGGCGGCGGGAAGAUGGACAUUCACACCAAGUUAAUGAAGAAAUACAGGGACAUACCCAGAUGGUGGUUUCACGUUCUGCUUCUGCUUUCCAUUGUUCUGUCUCUGGUGCUCUGCAUCUUCAUGAACGAUCAGGUCCAAAUGCCCUGGUGGGCCCUCAUAUUUGCUGCUUCUCUUGCCUUCAUUUUCACUCUGCCCAUCAGCAUUAUCACUGCCACCACUAAUCAGACGCCAGGACUAAACAUCAUCACCGAGUACCUCAUGGGUGUGAUUUUACCAGGAAGACCAAUAGCCAAUGUCUGCUUCAAGACAUACGGGUACAUAAGCAUGUCACAAGCCGUCUCAUUUCUAAGCGACUUCAAGCUGGGCCAUUACAUGAAAAUUCCCCCAAGAUCAAUGUUCGUUGUUCAGUUCAUCGGAACAAUUAUAGCCGGAACAGUGAACAUGGCAGUGGCCUGGUGGCUCCUCACAACCAUUGAGAACAUCUGCCAGGACAAGGUUCUCCCUCCCAACAGCCCUUGGACGUGCCCGAGCGACCGCGUCUUCUACGAUGCUUCCGUCAUAUGGGGUUUGGUUGGACCCAAACGCAUCUUUGGCUCUAUGGGGAACUACUCAGCCCUCAACUGGUUCUUCCUAGGGGGCGCCUUGGGCCCUGUUCUGGUAUGGCUGCUGCACAAGGCAUUCCCCUCCCAAGAAUGGAUCCGGCUUAUCAACCUCCCGGUGCUCCUCGGAGCGUCGGGCUAUAUGCCACCAGCCACCUCUAUCAACUUCAACUCUUGGAUAGUGCUCGGAAUAAUCUUCAACUUCUUUGUGUUUCGGUACAAGAAGCGGUGGUGGCAGAGGUACAAUUAUGUGCUUUCGGCGGCCAUGGAUGCAGGAUUGGCCUUCAUGGGCGUGCUGCUGUACUUCUCUUUGACAAUGGAAAACAAGAGCAUAACCUGGUGGGGUGCGGACGGAGAGCACUGUGACCUGGCUUAUUGCCCAACAGCCAAGGGUAUAGCCGUUGAUGAUUGCCCCGUGUUCUAAGUUCUAAUGAAUAUUCUCAGUCUCAUUUGAUCUGGUGCAUUGAUUCAAUCAAUCUUCCUCGGGGCCCAAACAGAGCAGGAAAGGCAAAUUUGGGCGUGAAGUACCGUAAGGGGGCGUUUGUGAUAUAGAUUGCAAAUGUGUAUACAAAACAUCUCUUAGUUACAUGUCCUGAUAAGUGCAGAGUGAGAAUUGAUGAACAUGAAUUAUUAUGAAUCAUUGGUACAAUUUAUUCCCCAUAAUUUGAUUUUGAUUUUGGUUCUUUGAA
Messenger RNA from Malania oleifera, 2712 nucleotides. RefSeq names its product oligopeptide transporter 4-like. Gene Ontology annotation, biological process: transmembrane transport. The record is from RefSeq and is a predicted model, not a curated record. The coding region runs from base 186 to 2447 and encodes 753 amino acids. The transcript has 5 exons. Gene Ontology annotation, molecular function: oligopeptide transmembrane transporter activity. NCBI's taxonomy places the organism in Eukaryota, Viridiplantae, Streptophyta, Magnoliopsida, Santalales, Ximeniaceae.